GGAAAAUUGCGCGAAAAUGGUGCACCCGAGCUCCGUACAGGGGAAGGAAGGUCAACAAGCAUAAACAACCGUUGGACAGCACAACAAAGGUGUUGUGACCUCCGUGGUGAUGUUCGGGGGCUACGCGGACAGGGCGGAGCUAGAGGAUGAGCUGUACGCGGAGGAGUCCGAGGGGUCAGAGGGUGACGACAGUGAACUAGAGUUCAGACUCUACAGCCAACUCCACUACUCCUCUAACCCCGGAGACAGGGAGGGGGUGGAGGAGGAGGUGGGAGACAGGCGCCUCUCCUCCAGCCACAGAGAGAAGGAGGAGGUGGAGGAGGAGGUGGGAGACAGGCACCUCUCCUCCAGCCACAGACAGAAGGAGGAGGUGGAGGAGGAGGUGGGAGACAGGCACCUCUCCUCCAGCCACGGAGAGAAAGAGGAGGAGAAGGAAGAUGGGAGCAAGGCCAAACGACAGCAGCCACCCCUGUCACAUGAUCAUGGUAACAGAGAUCUACGACAACACCUGCUGGGGGAGAAACAACAGAAAACCCACUACUGGGUUUAG
Messenger RNA from Oncorhynchus gorbuscha (pink salmon), 550 nucleotides. Its product is annotated as zinc finger CCHC domain-containing protein 7-like. The record is from RefSeq and is a predicted model, not a curated record. The transcript has 3 exons. Bases 110 to 550 code for a protein of 146 amino acids. Lineage: Eukaryota; Metazoa; Chordata; Actinopteri; Salmoniformes; Salmonidae.